Coturnix japonica (Japanese quail) is the source of this 6602-nucleotide messenger RNA. RefSeq names its product ATP23 metallopeptidase and ATP synthase assembly factor homolog (gene ATP23). Gene Ontology annotation, biological process: mitochondrial proton-transporting ATP synthase complex assembly; mitochondrial protein processing. The record is from RefSeq and is a predicted model, not a curated record. Gene Ontology annotation, molecular function: metalloendopeptidase activity. NCBI's taxonomy places the organism in Eukaryota, Metazoa, Chordata, Aves, Galliformes, Phasianidae.
GACAGGAUCGAGGGUGUAGGGGACGGCGAUGGAGGACGGGAAGGUGGCUUCGCCUCCUGGUGCUGAGGGUGGGGAGGAGGAGGAUGACUUCGGAUACCGGCUCUUCCCAGAUCGUAAGAAGGAGCCGCAGAGCUUCUUGGUUCGCAGCCUCUUCACCUUUCACAACAGGUGCCAGGUGAUGCUGAGGAUGACUCUGGAGACGAAUCCAUAUGCUCAGUUGCUUAUUGCGGCCAUGAAGCAAUCUGGCUGCACCGUUUUCAAUGAUCGUCACUUUUCUUGUGAAAACUGCGAUGGCUGUGUCAGUGGAGGUUUCGAUUCUGCCACUUCUCAGAUUGUUCUGUGUCAGAACAACAUUCGGCACCAGUCCCACAUGAACCGAGUGGUCGCACAUGAAUUGAUACACGCUUUUGAUCACUGCCGUGCUCAUGUUGACUGGUUUAAAAAUGUCAAACAUUUGGCCUGCUCAGAGAUUCGAGCUGCUAAUCUCAGUGGAGACUGUACACUGAUGAAUGAAAUAGCUAGGUUUAAAUUUGGACUGAAAGGACAUCAUCAGACUUGCGUGCGAGACAGAGCAAUUCGUUCCAUUCUGGCUGUUAGAAAAGUUAGUAGAGAGACUGCGGAAAAAGCUGUGGAUGAGGUUUUUGAUGCCUGCUUCAAUGACCUGGAACCAUUUGGGAGAAUCCCACACAGUAAAACAGACGCAAAACGUGCUUAUAAAGACUUCCUGAAUCGAGAUCGCUACACUGCUAAUUUGUAAAGGAGAAACAUGAAAAACUGUGUUAAUGACUGGUCGUUCUGUAACAUCUGGGAUUACAGUCUACACACACAGUGCUGGUGGAAAGGGGCAGUUCUUUUCAGUGUAUCAAUUCAUUUUUAAGUUUUUUCCAGGAGCCAUCUCCUGUCAAGGUAAAUGAAGUAAAUGAACUAGACGAAAAACACUGUUUCCUCGCCUGUUGUUCUGGCAAGAUCAUUUCGUAUACCAAAUGACUUGGCAAAUAAUGAUCUGCAUAUUUCAGUGCACAUUUAAUUCAGCUAUUGAAUAAAUUGUUUCAUAAAAAUCUUCAAUUUUCCACCACCUUUGAUACAUAGUCAUAAAUUUGAUGAUGGUUAUCAUUCUGUUUGAAAAAGUGGGCAUAUAACUACAGCUGUAUAUGUAUAUUUAACAGCUAAAGCUAAAUCCAAAAUGAACUGCCACAUAUAUCUCUGAGUCGGUCUUCGAGCACCUCUGAAAUCACUUGAAUUCCGCCUUGUCUAUUGUCGUUUGUAACAUAAAGCCUUUUUACACAUUAGGAAUUUGACUAGCAGUCAAAUUACCAGGCGUACCAGAUCAAACCUACAAACUGGAUAAGCUUUGUUAGAAGAGUUUCCACCAACAAGUCUUAAACAACAGGUUUGUCUAACUUUCUGUACUCUAAGGCAGGUAAGUUCAUCUCUUCAUCUGAGAAAGGCAGGAGCUCCUAACUUCAUCGUAAAUCUUAGAGAAGUUGUCUCAUUCUACUUUUAUUUCCAAAUGCGGGGUGUUAUAUUGUCUUGGACCUGAGAAAGCCAUAUUUCCUUCUUGAAAUUAGAACUAAGAUUCUACCACAAGUACAGUACAUUUCACUGAAAUAAUGUAUAUGCGGCUCCUCAGAGGGCUUGUGGGUAUAGCUGCUAGAAGAGUCACUGGGUCAAGACUGAAGUGUCAUACUUAGGUCCACAAAGCGUCAAACAGUCCUCUGAUUAUUACUGUUUCACACUGAUUGCCAAAUAUCUUAGGCCUUCAACUUGAGGUCAGAGGAUUUACUUUUUUAUUUUUAAUUAUUUUUUACCGGUACUAUUGGUUCUCCUCAGCAGAAUUGCUGAGAUUGGAAAACUGAUGGAGACUAUCUGUCAACCACACCACAGAGAGCAGGGUAAAGAGGGCAGGUUUUUCAGGAGCAAAUUUAGUUGGGUUUGUAUAUUUGUAUGGAUGGAGAAUCUCAGAGUAAUCUUUUCCAGUAUUUAGUAGUGUUUGUAGGUACAUAGAUAUAUGUUCAAAUGGAAUUACCAUUAUUUCAGUUUUUGCUCAUUUCCUCACAUCCUUGGGCACCACUGAGAAGGCUCUGGCUCAGUCUUUAUUUCCACCCUUAGAAUCACAGAAUUGAGCCUAUUACUACACAUUUAGAAACUUACAUAUUUCUUCCUCUGCUGUGGAUAAGUUUGUUUUUGUUUCCCACUGAUCUUAAGAGACCUAGGCGUCUUGAAAGCUCAUCUUAGUAGUGAAUACUGAGUCUAUGAAGUCAUCUAGUCUUUUUCAUGUCCGUUGUCACCAAGUCCACUGUAUUAUUCAGCACUGGGCCCACAUUUUCCUUAGUCUUCCCUUUUUAGCUGUUAUUCCUGUAUCCUAUGUUGUUGCUUUCUAUGUUCCUUGCUAGAUUCAACUUUUUUUUUGGUUGGUUGGUUGGUUGUUUUUUUGUUUAUUUUUUGGCCUUUCUAAUGCCAUCCCUGCAUUCUCAGACAGCAUUUCUGGAAGUCCUCCUGAAUCACUCAACUAUGCUUCCACCUACUGCACUUCCUUUUCACACUUGAGCUUUGUCACAACCUCCUUAUUCAUUCAAGCAGGUCUGCCAUCUUUUCUUGGCUUGCAUAUAGGGAUUGAUCAUUUUUUAAUUUGGAGGAGGCAACCCUUAUAAGUCAUCCUCAAGUCGUCUAGCUCUCUUGGGCCCCUCUCCAGGACUUCCUUUUAAACAGGUCUGAAUAGAUCCCUUAUGAGGCUCAAAUCCAUUGUCCUGAAGGCUUUAAACUGGAAGAGGGGAAAUUGUGUUUAGUUGUUAGGAAAAAAUUCUUUAUUCAGAGCAGUGAGAGUUGCUGGAACAGGGCUCAGAGAAGCUGUGGACACCCUGCCCCUGGAGGGUGCAAUGACACAUCAUCAAUAGGGUAAAACUAACCUGUCUCAUGAUGGCCUAAACCCAGCUCACGUUCCCUGUUAGUGGGUGAAAAUCAUUGCACUACAACUACAUUCCGAUAUGUAAUUCCUCAUCUUCUAGCUUCACUCUUCAUAACUGUGCUUUGUAUAUGUGGGACUGCUAAAAAGUCCCUGACAUCUUAAAGUUAUGGAACGGUACAGAUAGAUUACUGUUGUGUUCUCUAAAUUGUUCACUCAUUCAUCUAAACACCUAACAAGAUGCUUUUCUACAGGUACUAGUUUAGUUCUAAAAACUAACUUUACAUUAAUCUUUUUGUGCAGCCACUAGACAUGAAUCAACAAAGGAAUAUGUAGUAAAGUUCUGUCUUUUCAUCUGUAUUUCAAAUAUUCAGCCCCUAAUGUUGAAGUAACCAGGUUGAUCAUCAGCCAGACAUCUGUAAUUCAAUUCCUUGAGCUGAAUGAUGUUGAUGAGAGGGUGGCCAUCCAGGGGUACAACCUUAAGGAGUCUAGGGGUUGGGCCUAUCUGAAUCUCAUAAAGUUCAACAAAGCCGAAUGCAAGACCAUGCACCUGGAUUAGGGCAACCCCAAAGACAACUGAGGGCUAGGAAAGUACAUGGAACUUGGGCUCUAAGCACAAGAAUUUUCCAGUUGUGGUUCGUUCACACUGAGUUCAAUCAGGUAAAACAAAACUAACCUACCAAUCAACUCCUUGUCAAACUACCUGUUGAUUUAAAGCUAACAAGAAAUAACAGUAGAAUGCUGCCUGCUUUCUGGCUGCGCUUAGGUAAAGUAUAAGGUCAUCCCACAAAUCUGAAGUUCACCCACUUCACCCACUCUCAAGUGAAUAUCUCUAUUACAAAGUCUCAGUUUUCUGGUUCUACUUUUCCUUUCCUUGGCAACAUACAUUUUACUUGCUUUCAUUCUCUCUCAAGAAGGUUUGGAAAGAAGCAGAAAAACUGGAUGAGAGUAGACUUUAUGAAAUAACAGAAUUUAAGUAAUGUUAUAAGGUAGAAUGGUCAUGAAAUGGUCAAUGUUAAAUAGGAAAUUAGAAAAUGAAGUUCAAAGGAAUUCAAAGUAGGUUAGAGGAUAAGGAAUGUAUAUUUUUCAUACUGAGAAUGAAAAAUAUAGGGAAAUAUAUAAGAGCCCCGAAUAGGAAAUAUUAAGCGUUUGAGUAAGGAAUCCUUGAGGCUGAAGUCAGAUUACAUUGUUGUGCAUUCACAUUUAUUUGCUUUUAUUUAUUUGUUUUCUGGUAUAGUUUAAAGUAGCUGUUAUGUCACAGGCUGAACUGAUAUUGAGCACUUGGUGAAGAAUGCUGCUGGCCCAGGAAGUACAGGUACAAGCAAUUCACUUGUGCUUCCAUGUGACCCCCAUGGAAGGGGUUGACCCAAUUAAGGGCUAGCCUAUGAAAGGAGGUCUUCCUGGAUGGAGGCUACCUCCUGAGAAGGAGUGUUUGAGAACCAGGGAGCCAAUGACCAGUUAAAUGAGUCAGUUUUUUCCUAUAUGUGAUUACUGAUAUUCCCAAUGACACCCUGUCUGAUAUUGCAAAGAGCUUACUGGAAGCAAUUUCACCAAUUCCAAGGCCCAACAUACACCAACACUAUAUUUUAGGAUUACAUUUGAUCACUGGCAAAGUUUGACUCUAUUUUUUUUUUUCCUCCAUUUUUCUUCUCCAGAUCUAAAAAUAGGUUGCUCUGAAAGUAAAGCCUCCUAUUUAUUUCCACAGAAAACAAUAAGACAUGAUAACGCUAUACAAUUGGACAAAUUACUGUUUACAAAACACUGCUUUUCACUAUAGCCACCACCAUUACCUCUGCGUUUUUGUUAGCAAUGAACAAGAUCCUGCUUGUUGCAGCUGUAAAAAUCUGCACUGGUGGAGGUGACCUGCUGUCACAACUGUUGAAAUGCACUGCCUCGCUGUGCUCACGUCUACUAUUUGAUCUUCAUCAGUGUUCAGCAAAUGUUGAUGAAUGUCAAUGGUGCAAUUUUCUCUGCAUGGAGGGAUUCGGUGACACACCUUUGCUUUUGUGUCAGAUGCUGUUUCGUCAGACUGCCCCUCUGUCUCGUAGCAACUAAAUUUAAUGAAAUAUCAGUAGGAAGCUUCAGCCUUUACUGCCAUACCAAUAACAUCUAACUCUGAUGUCAUGCACCAACAUCAUCAAAUAGGAGGCAUUAGUUUCGGAGCAGCUCUUAUAUAUGUCUUUUAUUUCCAAUUUUUCAAUGACUUCCCCCACAGCCCUAGGGAGGCUGCAGUAAUGCUUUUACCCAUAUUAACAAGCAAGUGAUUUAAGAUGAAAUGAUGGGUUUUAGAUCUUAAACCCAAGGUGCACUAAAAAGGUUAUUUUAACUCGAGUGGUCACAAUUAAACUAAUCACCAAACCUGAGAUCAGAAAGGAAAUUUCCCCUGAUUAAUUUGGUAGGGAUGACUUUCUUUCCUUAUUCAGUAGGAAGGAGAUUGAAGCAAUGCUCUGAAGGCUGAAUAAAAGGAGGCAUUGUAGCUACUGUAGCAGUUAUACAGAAGGAAUGAUAAGCUGGGCACAGUUAGACACCAGACACACAGGACUGUCUACUGUCUACAAUUCAUUAGAAGCCCAGCUAGAGUCUUCAGCAGUCACCCAUGACACUCAGUGUGGGAGAUACAACAAUAUGUAGCAUAAGCAGGUCAUACAGUGCUGCUAGUGGCUGGCAUCCGUGUGCAUACUUACCAUGUGAGCAGAGCAGUAGUGCUUGAAAGGAGACCAUAAAUGGUGUAAUAUAAUACAUAGACCUAAUUAAAUGCACAUGAGAGGAGCUCUUGCUUGCUUUGGAUUUAAACAGUUGAGCAGCCUGACAGUGUUCUGUGCUGUUUGGUCAACAGUGCACAGAAUUAUGUUUACUGGCUAUUACUGCUGCUCUGAAUGAAGAUGCCUGGGUGACCUGUUCAGCACUUAGCUGAGCUGUGACAGUGGCAAGGCUGGGUCAAGCAGUGGUCAGAAGAUUUCAAGUGCCUGACAGGCUUUCAGUCUGGGGAGGAAAUAUCCUCCCACUAGCUCCAGAAUUAGGCAGCCUCGGAAGGGACUAUUUUCUGACUGCAGCUUUGGGCUCCUUCAGCCCACCUAUCUAUUUUACGCUCUAAUGUCCUUUGGAUCUAAAUGUAAUUCUAUAAUUCCUUGCUGGUAAGGAAUUGUGUAAUUAGUCUCAAGGCUGUUGAACCUUCUCCUUACAGGUUUCCCAGAGAGACAGUGAAUACCCCAUCCUUGGAGAUGUUCAAGGUCAGACUGAACAAGCUUCUGAGCUACCUGAUCUUGCUGUGGGUGUCCCUGUUUCCUACAAGGGAGCUGGGCUAGGUGACAUAUAAAGAUCCUUUCCAACUCCCAAGAUUCUAUUAUUCUAGUGUUCUUACCUGUGACUCAAUAGCAAGCUGCACGAAGAAGAUAGCAAAGAUAGCCACUUUUCCUGUUGCCUGGAUGUGUCGCUCUCUGUGGACUGCACAUAUUCCCAGGUGUAACAUGGUACAUACCUGCAGGUAGCAUUGCUUAUGGGGCUGACCAUUAAUGCAUAUCCCUCAAAGUCACUUGAGUUGUUCUGGAGAAAGUAACAUCUUGCUCAAGAUUCCAGAAUCCUGUACUUACAAUGGUUCUGCAGAACUUCACAUGGAGAUUUCAUAAUCUUAUUUUCUCAAGGUGAUUCUAUCAGGGACUGACAUAAUUGUGUGGCUGAAUAUCCAAACAGGAGAAAAGUU